AUGAAGGUCACACUCAGCACCAUCGCCCUCGCCAUCGGCGCUCUCGCCGCCCCUGUCGACGAGACAAGAGAUAUUGAGAAGCGGGCCACCGUCCUGGGUUUCGACAUCAGCCACUACCAGUCGUCCGUGGAUUUCAAUGCCGCAUACAACUCAGGCGGUCUCCGCUUCGUCUACAUCAAGGCCACCGAAGGCACCACCUACAAGGACCCCAAGUUCUCCUCUCACUACACCGGCGCCACGAAUGCAGGCUUCAUCCGCGGCGGCUACCACUUCGCCAGCGGCACCGGCGACGGCAGCCAAGAAGCUAACUACUUCCUCGCCAACGGCGGCGGCUGGUCCAACGACGGCAUCACGCUCCCGGGCAUGCUAGACCUCGAAGGCUCCUGCAAAUCCGUCAGCUGGAUCCGCACCUUCUCCAACACCUACCACGCCUCUACGGGCAGAUACCCUGUGCUGUACUCGAGCCCCAGCUGGUGGAGCCAGUGCACGGGCAACUCGAACGCCUUUGUCAAUACGAAUCCGCUCAUGAUGGCGUGUUGGAAUUCGAGCCCUUGCACGCCGCAGGGCGGCUGGCCGUAUUAUACGAUUUGGCAGAAUGCGGAUAGUAAUACGUAUGGAGGCGAUUCGGAUAAGUUUAAUGGGGAUUAUACGCAGUUGAAGAAGUUGGCUUCUGGGUAG
Molecule: messenger RNA, 678 nt
Organism: Zasmidium cellare ATCC 36951
Lineage: Eukaryota; Fungi; Ascomycota; Dothideomycetes; Mycosphaerellales; Mycosphaerellaceae
Product: glycoside hydrolase family 25 protein
Exons: 1
Coding region: 1-678 (225 amino acids)
Biological process (GO): cell wall macromolecule catabolic process; peptidoglycan catabolic process; carbohydrate catabolic process
Molecular function (GO): lysozyme activity
Source: RefSeq, a predicted model, not a curated record